UCAGCCAAUGAGCGUCGAGCUGGCCGCUCAUCAUCUCCUGCCGGCGCAAUGGAGAAAGUGUGCGCUGUCGUUCACGUCUCACUUCGUCGUCGUCCGGAAAAGACCCCCAACUGCUGAGCGGGCGCUCGGUGGAGUCGACUGUAAUUCUCUCGACAGGUUCUCACGAUGGAGAAUGGAGAUGAUAGCAGUGUCCGGUUCCGCCGCCAGACCUUUCCCGACAAGCCCACCUCCUCUGACCCGGAGAGCCCGGUGAAUGGCGAGUGUAGCCGAGGAGGGGGACACGGUCAGUCCACUGGAGACCGUCACGUCAGCAGCAAUGGGAGAAUUGAGGUGGAACACAGGAUGAGCAAGAAGCUACAACUGAAAAGAAAAGCAGAGUGCCUGACAAAAGACCUGAUGCGUGACUUCAACAACCAGGUCAGUGAGUUCCUGGACAGUCUUAUCGAGGAGUCGGCGAGCCUGGAGCCUGCACCCCUGGGUGCUGUAUUCUCAUGCCCUCUGUCAGACAAGGAGAGGAGCAUACUCGGGCAUUUUGCGCCUCCUCAUGGCCAGCGCAAGCAAUUUGUCAACCGCAGGUCUCUCCUUGAUGAGCUCUUUGAGGUGAACCACAUCCAGACUAUCUACCACAUGUUUAUUGCCUUGCUCAUUCUCUUCAUCCUCAGUACACUAGUGGUUGAUUUCAUAGAUGAAGGCAGACUGGUGCUGGAUUUUGACUUGCUGGUCUACGCAUUUGGACAGUUCCCCCUUGUAGUGUGCACAUGGAUUUUUAUGUUCCUGACUGUUUUAGUGGUUCCCUAUCCCCUGUUCAAGCUAUGGACGCAGACCCAGUCUGGCUCUUUCAGUCACCACAGGCUUUACAGCUUUUUGUUUGGCUCCAUGUUCCUUCUCUACCAGGCUUUGGGACUUGGUUUUCUACCCACAUAUGUGGUGGUAAUCAACAGUUUUCCCCCGGCCUCGUGCUUCAUUGUCAUCUUGGAACAGGUGAGACUCAUGAUGAAAGCACACUCCUUUGUAAGAGAAAACGUACCCAGAGUGCUGGCCUGUGCCAAAGACAAGUCCAGCCCAGUGGUUCCUCACUUUUCUCAGUAUCUGUACUUUUUGUUUGCACCCACACUUAUCUACAGAGAUAAAUACCCAAGGAGCCCGAUGAUCAGAUGGGGCUAUGUGGCCACAAAGUUACUCCAAGUUUUAGGCUGUCUGUUUUAUGCGUAUUACGUGUUCGUGCGGCUGUGCAUCCCUCAGUUCCGCAGCAGCAGUCUUCAGUUUUUUGACCUGCGGGCCAUGGUCCUCUGUAUCUUUAACUCCAUUCUGCCUGGAGUGUUGGUUCUUUUCCUGGGGUUCUUUGCCUUCCUCCAUUGUUGGCUGAACGCAUUUGCGGAGAUGCUUCGUUUUGGUGAUAGGAUGUUUUAUAAGGAUUGGUGGAAUUCUACAUCUUUUGCCAACUACUACCGUACUUGGAAUGUAGUUGUUCAUGACUGGCUGUUUCACUACGUGUAUAGGGACUUCCUGUGGAUCUCCCAGAAGCGCUUCCGAACGGCAGCCAUGCUGUUUGUUUUUACCCUGUCCGCAGUGGUCCACGAAUACAUCCUCGCAAUCUGCUUCGGCUUUUUCUAUCCAGUCCUCUUCUGCCUGUUUAUGUGCUUCGGAAUGAUGUUUAACUUCAUCCUUCACGACCAAAGGAAAGGUCCCAUCUGGAACAUAAUCAUGUGGACGUCCCUCUUCUUGGGUCACGGCGUCAUCAUUUGUUUGUACUCUCAGGAGUGGUACGCCCAGCGCUACUGCCCCCUGAAAGAGCCUUCCUUUCUAGAGUUACUGAAGCCUCGGUCAUGGACCUGCAAGAAAGUUAUGGUGACCGACUGAUAAGCUGUGACCCGUUUGCAGAACCUGGGAUACUUUGACAUUGGACGGCUUUUCUGUUGCUGUCCCAACUUUUGGUGUCUGGUGUUUACACUACAGAGUUGCCUUAAUAUAUGGAAGAGAUUUAAUUAGCCAAAAUGUUCUUUAUUCCCAAAUCAAAGGAUGCCUUUUGUUUUCAUGUCUUCAAAAUGCAUCCAGGAAGAACUGCAAAGUAAUAUGAGAUUUUGUGUGUGUACACUUUUACACGUUUCCCAAUCCUUUUGACUUGAUCUUCUGUGAAGUUACGCCUUGUUAGUAUGAGAGCGGCAUUUGUCAUUGUAGCAGCUGAAUACAGUAAUAAUGCACAUGUCAUUCACACAUGCAAUUAUAGUUAAUAUUUAACAAAUCCAGGAAUUGUAUCCUUGUCAUAAAGAUGUAUUUUUUUUUUGUUUGUUCGGCAUUCCAAAUUCUAAAGUGCCUGGGGUCUUCGAUAAUUCAGACUGUAUGUUAUUAAAAAUAUGUAUAAACUGUAAAUAAUAUAUUGUGUAUCAACUUAAUAUAUUCUGUUACUUGUACUGGCCUGGCCAUAUGUUGAGCUUCAUCAAGAAUACUGCUGCUGGAGCAAAAUAUGAUGGACUUGCCCUGUUUUGAAAUCUCUAUAGUCAUGACUUUUUAUAUACUGUAACAAAUACUUGAUUCAUUUUAUUAUGCUACUUCAGCAUGUGCAUUUACUCUGCUUGAAAAUUGUACAACAGAAAUUAUUUUCUGUAGAAAUUCUAUGGAAAGUCACAACCGAAGUUCUGUAGAGAAAGUUGUUCUACACAAAUUCUAUAGGUUUCUAUUGAAUUUCUAUAGAAAAUUUUUAGCAGGGUUCACAUGGCCAUUAAUUAUCUGCACUUAUUUCAGGGAUAUGGCUGCAGUCUGUCAGAAUAUUGAAACACCUGAGUUAUGAUAUUCAGUCGGAAGGGCUAGUUUGCACAAAUAAGCCCUUUGAUUCAAAAGUUGCAUUUUGCCAUGCUGCGUUUUAUUUUUUUCUUGAAUUUGCAAUCAGGCCUCAAGAUUUAAAAAAAAAAAAAAAAAUGCAAGCCUUGUUGACCUUUAUAUGAACACGAGGUGGCGCUGUAUUAAAGGUUUAUGUUUGGAACUGUUCUUCGAUAGUUAUUGCUUGAUUUGUAAUAGUUUAGAUUACUGUAUGUACACAUUGAAUGCUUAAUAUUAUUUACUGGCCUAAUUUAAUUUAACUCCAUUUUAGACAUCCACGUUAAAAUAUGACAAUUAUCCAAUCCAAACCAAACCACUUGUUUCUAAUAUUUCAGCAAUAGACAAGAUACUGACGAAUUUGAUCACAUCAGUUAUUUUGUUUACAGAACGACCUUUUCCUUCAGUAAUUUUUAUUUAUGAAUAUUUUUUCCCCACAGUAAGUAGUCAUAGUACUUCAGAUACAAUAGUAUUCACUCACUGGCCUUGACUCAGCAUAAAUUUGGAGUGAACAUCACAUUCUUGAUCCAUCCACUUUUUGCACUUAUUACAGCGUCAACUCUUCUUGGAAGUUUGUUUGUUGGUUUGUUGAAGUUUUGUGCCAUUCUUCAAGAAGGACACUGAUGUUGAUUAAAAAGGCCAAUCCCUGUCUCUUAA
Messenger RNA from Syngnathoides biaculeatus (alligator pipefish), 3471 nucleotides. It is a transcript of the gene soat1, whose product is annotated as sterol O-acyltransferase 1. NCBI's taxonomy places the organism in Eukaryota, Metazoa, Chordata, Actinopteri, Syngnathiformes, Syngnathidae. The record is from RefSeq and is a predicted model, not a curated record. The coding region runs from base 166 to 1860 and encodes 564 amino acids. Gene Ontology annotation, molecular function: fatty-acyl-CoA binding; cholesterol O-acyltransferase activity; cholesterol binding. The transcript is spliced from 16 exons. Gene Ontology annotation, cellular component: endoplasmic reticulum membrane. Gene Ontology annotation, biological process: cholesterol efflux; cholesterol metabolic process.